AUGCGUAAAAAUAACCAUUAUAACCGUAAUUCAUCCAAUGAUAUAUAUUAUCGUCAUGAAUCACGAAAUGAGUCAGUAAAUUCAAGGUAUGAACGAUAUUAUUCUGAUCGUUAUUCAGCCAUGUCACAGUCCGAAACGGCGUGUAGCAGUUGGUUUGAAAAUGAAGAACGUCGUUCAUAUAAUGAACCAUAUUAUCGUCGAACAGCUAAUACCAAUUAUUCAACAAAUGCAUAUUCACAACAACCUUUAGAUCAUUCACAUUCUGAACAGUCUCACCAGGCGCAUACAUCUAAUGUUAAAUGGUCUCAAAGAGGCCUAAAAUACAAUCAUCAAUCCUCAUCAUCAAACUACGAUCAUCAGCCAACAUCAUCUUCAUCAUCAUCAUAUUCAAGAAGCCAUUAUUUUUCACCAGGUUAUUCACCUUCUACACAGACUUCACGGUCGCGUGUAACCAAUGUUGAAGUAAUAGAUGAUAAUAAUGCCAAAAGACUGAAAUCCACCGUCACUGCCAUUAAAAAGGAUCGAACUUCUUCGUAUUCUGAACAGUCAGCAACGGCGAGUGCUAGUAAUAUGAAGGAGGUGAAUAAAGCACCACCAUCACGAUCAACAUCAAAUGAUAAAAAUCAAUUGAAAAGUAAAGGAUCACCUUCAAAAGUAGUGAAACCGAAAUCACAAUUGAUUUCAAAAAUUAUGUUUAUGUCAGAUAGUCUGGGCGCAGGAAUCAGCAAAGUUAUACCAGCCCAAGAUUCUUACGAUUUUCAUCCGGAUGUUCUUAGUGGGAGACGGUGGAGCGGUGGGCAACAGGACUACCUAUCCACUAUAAAAUUUCUUGAAUUAGCAACCACGAAAGAAUUGUUAGAUGAGUCAAUUGCCGUCGUAUUUCUUGUUGUAAUAAAUCAGAUUAGAAACAUGCCAGCAGAACAGGUCAUUAGAGAUGUACAAAGAGUGAUAGAAACGGUAGAACAAAAUCAUCCAAAUAUUGAAUCCAUAGCCGUUGUAGAUUGUAUUACAACAAAAAGAACAACAGCUCGCUAUCCUAAUAUUUCAGACAUCCAAAUGAACAUAAAAGAAUAUAAUGAAUCGUUAUCGACUUUAGCAGAUGAAUUACAAUUUACUUUAAUUCAAUCUGGUAUAACAGUGAAUGAUAUAAAAGAUAAUAAUAUUCACAUCAAAGAAGCAACAAAUGAAUGUUCUGCUACAAUAGUUGAUAAAACUCCCCCUUCUCCAAGUACUCCUCGUUCAGAACAGUCGGAAACGGCGCGUACUACUAACGUGGAAGAAGACAGAGAGGAGGAAAAAAAGGAACUAGAUUCAUCGCCAAAUACAAAUGAAUUUGAUGAUUUCAUUGACAUUAUUGUUUCCUCUAAUGAGUUUGAUGCGGAAAAUAAAAAAGCAGCAAUAAAGUUAAAAAGAAUUGAACGAAAAAAACAAAUGACACCACAACAAAGAACAAUAAAAACUAAAAAAAGAACAAAAAGAGCAAAGAAAUUGGUAAAUAAAAAUACACAGGAGUACGAAAUUGCAAAAGGGUGGACAAUUGGAUUAUUGAAUGCUGUUCUAAAUUAUCACAAAAUUCAGCAGCAUCGAAAUCCAUAUCCACAAAAUCGUAAAUGGAUAAUUAAAUUUAAAAAUAAAGAUGAAACAGAAUGUGCAAAAGAGAAACUGGGGGAAUCUCCAUUCAGUGCUGGAGUUAAACUAGAAAAAUCAACUAAACGCGCAGAGUUUAACCAGUCGGUAAAUUCACCGUACGAAUUCCAAGACGUGCUAUGA
Didymodactylos carnosus is the source of this 1770-nucleotide messenger RNA. Lineage: Eukaryota; Metazoa; Rotifera; Eurotatoria; Philodinida; Philodinidae. The record is from the annotation of a GenBank genome assembly.